Molecule: messenger RNA, 2789 nt
Organism: Lineus longissimus
Lineage: Eukaryota; Metazoa; Nemertea; Pilidiophora; Heteronemertea; Lineidae
Product: phospholipase B1, membrane-associated-like
Exons: 12
Coding region: 57-1640 (527 amino acids)
Biological process (GO): phospholipid metabolic process
Molecular function (GO): glycerophospholipase activity
Source: RefSeq, a predicted model, not a curated record
CAGCUGGUGUUAUUCAACUCAGAACAGACCUGUCAGCCAAGCAGUUCAGGUGAGACAUGGCACCUCUAGUGCUAUGCGUGUUGGUUGUUCUCGCUGUUGCAGCUGAAUCAGUUCCACCAAUAGAGGAAAUUAACAAAUUAACUUUUGAAGAAAGGCUGACAGAAGCGCUUAACUACAUCAGCAGCAAUGCGACUCUCAAAGCAGCUUAUGAAGAACACUUGAAGGCUUACGAAACAGACCCUCUGCUUCAUGCGUCAGCUGAUGAGCCAUUUCCAUGUGACCUGAAAAAAUCAUCGGCGAAACCAACUUCAGUUCAUAAACUCCAGCCUGGUGAUAUAGAUGUUGUGGCCGCUAUGGGGGAUUCAAUCACUGGUGGAAAUGGAAUCCAGGCAAAAACUGCUAUUGGUGUUUUAACUCAGUGGAGAGGGGACUCGUGGAGCAUUGGUGGUGAUAAGACAUGGGUGCAAAGAAAAACUAUACCAAACUUUCUUCGGACUGUCAAUCCGAAUCUGCGUGGCUUUUCUAUUGGUACUGGUGAUAAAAUGAAUCCCAAUGCACAUUUGAAUGUAGCCAAGGCAGGAGCGACAGCAGACAACAUCCCCAUCCAAGCCAGGAUGCUUGUGGACAGAAUGAAGGUCGAGAAAGGUGUGGACUUUGAAAAUGACUGGAAGGUGAUCACUCUGUUUAUCGGUGGCAAUGACAUCUGUGCCUGUGACCUGAGUGCUCACAAUCCCGAUUCGUACAAGGCAAAGAUUAUGGAAGGAUUGGAUAUCCUGCACGCAGAGGUGCCAAGAGCUUUCAUCAAUCUCGUUGAAGUUCUGGACGUGUCGAUUCUGGCUGAUCUGAAUGGUGGACUAGUUUGUGCUGCUCUUCAUAUCUAUGAAUGUCCGUGUGGUGCAUUUCCAAUUACUGAUGCAAGGCGCAAAAAUGUUCAGAUCAUAGCGAAGGCAUUCCAGGCGACCAUCGCAGAGAUUGUUGGGAGUGGACGCUAUGAGACCAAAGAUGACUUCACCGUUGUUCAUCAGCCCUUCUUCAGAGACACAGUACCUCCUGUAUUGGCCAAUAAUGAGUAUGACCUGAGCUACUUUUCUCCAGACUGCUUCCACUUCAGUGAGAAAGGUCAUGCUGGAGCAGCGGAGGCGCUUUGGAACAAUAUGGUGGAGCCAGUUGGAAUGAAAAGAACUGAAUGGAGAAUAGGAGAGCCACUAGAGUGUCCUACUGAGGAAUACCCAUACUUUGCCACGGCAAAGAAUAGUGGGGGCAGAGAUGGCUUAAAGGGCGUUCCAAAUCUCCUCGGUGCAAAAUCCGCCGACACAAAAUCUGGUCUUCUUGGAGCUCAGAGCGUUGGUGGACAGAAUGUUGGGGUAAAAGGCGCCCGUGUGGGAUCAGAUGCACAGCCAAUUGGCGCAGGCGCACAACCCGCCUUCCACAAUCAACAAGCUGGAUCAGAAAACCCAUCAACAGGAUUGUCAACAACCAGUGCCAUCAUUCUCGGCUGUACGCUGACUCUGUUGGUUGUGGUAGCUCUAGCGUUACUGGCGCGAAAGACUAUCGCUGCUCGUGCUGGAAGGAGUCGGUAUGAACGUCUUCCCGAGUCGCCUCUGAUAGUCGCUAAUAGUACAACUCCUAAGUAUUGUUAGGGUGGGAUAUGUUGACAUAUGAACUCCUGGGUGUGUGUGACUAGGUUUAUAUCGCACUGUGGUCAAUGGGGUUUCUUGUUAAAGUUAUAUCACGGGAAAGAAGACACCCAGUACCUCCAGUUCAGUACCACUUCAUCAAAUUACGACGGAGCAACUCUUAGCGCACUUGAUAAUGGAUUUCUGCAUAUCUAUUUUCUCCACAAAUGCAACUUCGUGAAUGUGUAAUGUUUUUAUUGAGGUAUAAGAGAGUCCUACAUAAUCGGAUGUAUUUUUGAUUGCUCAAUUGAUGCCCUGCAUAUUUGGUGAUAUAUUGUUAUUGAUUAUUGAUAAUCUUGUGACAUAAAUGUGAUGUACAGGUUUAACUAUUUUGACAAAGGUGUUGGAUAUUGUUCCUUUUCACCUUCAAUAGGCAUGGUGCUACUGUACAUAUCUAUUUUGCUUUAUAAACUUUUGAUCAAAAGGUCAGAUGCCUUAAGUAAUAGAAUGUAUGUGAUAAUGUUCUCAGGGUGAUUCAGAAUCAUAAUGUUGCAAAUGUAUUUUAAAUAUUAUGUAGAUAUAGUAGAUGUAUUGUAUGACUCAAUAUUUAAGGAGUCACUUGAAUGAUGACUUUCAUUGGCAUUCAAAGGGGGUUUUUUUCUUCAAAAAUACAAAGGCUGUACGAGUCAAUAUUUGAAGAUAUGUUUCAGUCGGGGGUCAAACGUAUGUACAUAUAUUUUCCAUAAUUUUAGGACCCCCUCCCAGUAUGCAAAACGAUGGUAAAAAUGUACUGGAAAAUGAACAGCAUCCACAAGAUUGCCCAAAGUCUUUACCCACAGAUGCAAAGAGUAAAAAUUUGUAUGAUAGGAAAGUGUACAGUGUACACAAAUGACCGCCCAAAUUCUUGACCCCCUGAGAUGCGUACGUACUUAAAAGUAUUGCCCCUUACGGCUUUUCACGAUUAUUUUAAUGAGUUUUGCAACCAGUCCCCAACCCGACUAUCCCGGGAACUACUGUAACUUCUAGGGCAGCACACUUGAUUAGCUAAUUGAUAUAAUGUGUUCUUCCAAUUUUGUUCAUUUUGAUGUGUUAUGAUCUCGUCUCCUCAGAUUAAUCGACUGCUGUUUGAAUAAACUUUCAUGGUCUUUGAAUAAAGUUUUUUGAUUUUAAAAA